AUGAGCCCCCACAGGUUCCCGGAGGAGACCACUGAGAGAAACUCAAGAACAAAAUGGAAGCCCAUGGCCAAAGAUGCUUUCAAAGACAUUUCCAUAUACUUCUCCAAGGAAGAAUGGACAGAGAUGGGAGACUGGGAGAAAAUCCGAUACAGGAACGUGAAAAGGAACUAUGAAACACUGAUUACCAUAGGUCUCAGAGCCCCUCGACCAGCUUUUAUGUGUCACCGCAGGCAGGCCAUCAAACCCCAAGUACAGGACACUGAGGAUUCCGAUGAAGAAUGGACACCAAGGCAGCAAGUCAAACCUUCUUGGGUGGCAUUCAGAGUGGAGCAGAGUAAACAACAAAAGGGAAUCCACAGGGUGCCAUUAAGUAAGGAAUCUAGUUUGAAGGAAUUAUCAGAAACAGCAAAGUUGCUGAACACAAGUGGCUCAGAGCAGGGCCAGAAACCAGUGUCCCUUCCUGGAGAAACAAGUACCUCUGGACAUCGCUCUAGACGAAAACUCGAGCUCAGGAGAAACGAGAUCAAAGUGAAGAUGUAUAGUCUACGAGAAAGAAAGGGCUUUGCGUACCAAGAGGUCAGCGAGCCCCAGGAUGAUGACUACCUCUACUGUGAGAAGUGUCAGAAUUUCUUCAUUGACAGCUGUGCUGCUCAUGGGCCCCCCACAUUUGUAAAGGACAAUGCAGUGGAUAAGGGGCAUCCCAACCGCUCAGCCCUCACUCUGCCCCCCGGUCUGAGAAUCAGACCGUCGAGUAUCCCUGAAGCUGGGCUUGGAGUAUGGAACGAAGCAUCUGAUCUGCCAUUGGGUAUACACUUUGGCCCUUAUGAGGGUCAGAUCACCGAAGAUGAAGAGGCAGCCAACAGCGGAUACUCCUGGCUGAUCACCAAAGGGAGAAACUGCUACGAGUAUGUGGAUGGGAAGGAUAACUCUUGGGCCAACUGGAUGAGGUAUGUGAACUGUGCCAGGGAUGAUGAGGAGCAGAACCUGGUGGCCUUUCAAUACCAGAGGCAGAUCUUCUACCGAACCUGCCGGGUUAUCAAGCCAGGCUGCGAACUGCUGGUCUGGUACGGGGACGAGUACGGCCAGGAGCUGGGCAUCAAGUGGGGAAGCAAGUGGAAGGGCGAGCUCUCAGCAGUGAAAGAACCAAAGCGAGAGAUCCAUCACUGUCCCUCCUGCUCUCUGAGCUUCUCCAGUCAGAAGUUCCUCAGCCAACAUGUGGAAUGCAAGCACUCUUCUCAGAGCCUCCCACAAAUAUCUGAAAGAAAACAUUUGCAACCAAAGAAUCCCUGCCCAGGCGAUCAAAAUCAGCAGCAGGAGCAGCAGCAACAUUCUGAUCCACACAGCUGGAAUGACAAAGCAAAAGGUCGAAAGUUCAAAGAAAGGUCCAGACCUUUGCUUAAAAGUAUAAAGCAGAGGAGAAUUUCAAGGGCAUUUUCCACCCCAUGCAAAGGACAAAUGGGGAGCUCUACAGUGUGUGAGGGGAUGGUGGAAGAAGGGCCCAACACAGACCAGAAUUUGAAUUCAGAGGAUACAGGCAAAUUAUUCAUGGGGCCAGAAAUGACACACACAGGGGAGAAGCCCUAUGUUUGCAGGGAGUGCCGGCGAGGCUUUACACAGAGGUCAGGUCUCAUCUCACACCAGAGGACACACACAGGGGAGAAGCCCUAUGUUUGCAGGGAGUGCCAGCGAGGCUUUACACAGAGGUCACGUCUCAUCUCACACCAGAGGACACACACAGGGGAGAAGCCCUAUGUUUGCAGGGAGUGCCAGCGAGGCUUUACACACAGGUCAAGUCUCAUCAGACACCAGAGGACACACACAGGGGAGAAGCCCUAUGUUUGCAGGGAGGAUGGACAAGGCUUUACCAAUAAAUUGCCUCUCAGCUAACAAUGGAGAACAAAUGUAGCCACCACACACUCUGAGGGAGCUUCAGAAGAAGCCUACAGACAGACCCCUUACACUCCCCCAAGAAUAUAAUGAGAGCAGAUAGAACAGGUUAAACAAAUCCGCUACUUUCAGGGCAGGAGAUAAGGUAUACAAACAGGGGAAGAUUCCUUGAGUGUUCUUGGGAAUAUUGACCCCCAAUCCCUUCCAUGGUGUUUUGGCCCCCUGUUCCAAUAAAUUUUUGUGCAUACAAA
Messenger RNA from Suricata suricatta (meerkat), 2138 nucleotides. It is a transcript of the gene PRDM7, whose product is annotated as PR/SET domain 7. Gene Ontology annotation, biological process: regulation of DNA-templated transcription; positive regulation of reciprocal meiotic recombination. Lineage: Eukaryota; Metazoa; Chordata; Mammalia; Carnivora; Herpestidae. Gene Ontology annotation, cellular component: nucleus. Gene Ontology annotation, molecular function: protein binding; zinc ion binding; histone H3K4 methyltransferase activity. The transcript has 11 exons. The record is from RefSeq and is a predicted model, not a curated record. The coding region runs from base 1 to 1887 and encodes 628 amino acids.